AUGGUGGGAGCCAUUGGAGCAACAGCAUCGUGUGUUUUCUGUGAGAUAGCGACCAAUUCCAAAUCCCAUACGAUUCUCCACUCUGAUGAUAAAGUUGUUGCUUUUCGGGACAUUAAUCCAUCAGCUUUCAGGCAUUACUUAGUGAUCCCUGUGAAGCACCUUCCUACUGUUAAUGAUCUUCAGAGAAAUACCGAAGAUUAUUCUUUGGUGAGUCAUAUGGUAGAUGUGGGAAAAAUGUUAUUACUCAGAGAUGCACCUCACUCAAAGCAGUACAGAUUUGGUUUUCAUCAGCCUCCACUGAAUUCUGUUAACCACCUACACCUCCAUUGUUUGGCGCUACCAUAUACACCCAGGUGGAGAUGUAUGAAGUAUUUCCCUUUCGGUCCAAUUGGUUUCAUUGAAGCAGAGAAGUUUCUUGAAAAGAUAAAGCCUGUGCCCGGAGUUCAUUCAAAAGUAUAA
This is a messenger RNA of Lathyrus sativus (Indian pea), 459 nucleotides long. NCBI's taxonomy places the organism in Eukaryota, Viridiplantae, Streptophyta, Magnoliopsida, Fabales, Fabaceae. The record is from the annotation of a GenBank genome assembly.